GGAGACGAUCGCUCGCACAAAAUCCUGCGUCUUCAAGCCGGCCCCGGCGGGCAGGAGUUGCCGCGGAGGCCGGGCUGGUACCCCCGGGCGCCCCGGCCGCUCGUCUCUCGCAUUCCCCCCGCCGUGCUCAGCGUCACCGGCCAACACCGCGAAGGAAGCCCCCGUGGAAAAGCUGUGCGCGCCUUCCUCGAUAGCUUCCCCUCGCACAGCCGGGGGAAGGGGUGAUAGAAGAGGAAGAACUUCCCUUUGUCGUAGGAGAGGACUGAGUGACCUCCAAAGUUUUGUUCCGGGAGGAAACUGCUCGAAUAAGUUUGGUGUUUGGAAGGGGAGCGUGCUGGCCAGGCCGGGGGCUGUCAUGGUGCUGGCCCCCGCAGCAGGGAGAUAGCAGAGAUGGUGGCCUGAGGGCGCUGGCCUCACACGCAGACAUGGCCUUCGCCCAGUCCCACAUCAUGGCAGCCAGGAGGCACCAGCACAGCCGGCUCAUCAUCGAGGUGGAUGAGUACAGCUCCAACCCCACACAGGCUUUCACGUUCUACAACAUUAACCAGGGACGCUUCCAGCCCCCACAUGUGCAAAUGGUUGAUCCGGUGCCCCAUGAUGCUCCGAAGCCUCCAGGAUAUACAAGAUUUGUCUGUAUUUCUGAUACUCACUCAAGAACUGAUCCCAUCCAAAUGCCAUAUGGAGAUGUGUUAAUACAUGCUGGUGAUUUUACUGAGCUGGGACUUCCUAGUGAAGUAAAAAAAUUCAACGAGUGGCUAGGUAGCCUGCCCUAUGAAUACAAGAUUGUGAUAGCAGGAAAUCAUGAAUUGACCUUUGACCAGGAAUUCAUGGCUGACUUAAUCAAGCAGGACUUUUACUAUUUCCCCUCUGUUUCUAAGCUGAAGCCAGAGAGCUAUGAAAAUGUACAGUCUCUUCUAACAAACUGCAUCUAUCUUCAAGACUCUGAAGUGACAGUGAGGGGAUUCAGAAUAUAUGGCUCCCCUUGGCAACCUUGGUUUUAUGGCUGGGGCUUUAAUCUUCCACGAGGCCAAGCACUACUAGAGAAAUGGAACCUUAUUCCAGAUGGCAUAGAUAUUCUUAUAACACAUGGACCACCUCUCGGUUUUCUAGACUGGGUUCCUAAGAAAAUGCAACGGGUAGGAUGUGUUGAGCUGCUGAACACAGUCCAGCGACGAAUACAGCCAAGGCUUCAUGUUUUUGGACAUAUCCAUGAAGAAAUUAUAAGCCAAGAGAGUUGCAGGGGAUAUAAGCAAAGAGCAAGCCAUGAAGCUUCAAGCAGGUUAUGGUGUCAUGGCAGAUGGAACCACCACCUAUGUGAAUGCAUCUGUGUGCACUGUGAAUUACCAGCCACUUAAUCCGCCUAUAGUUAUUGACUUACCUACUCCAAGGAACACAUGAUUAUAAUGAGGAUUUAAAGUUGUACCCAACACAUAAGCAACUUUAUAAUGCUGGCUGAAAAUCCCAAUAGGGAACCAUUCAACAAAAAAAGCAAAAUCCUUCUUUUUUUCCCUGCUAGUUCUUCACAGAUAAAUUUAGAGUAACAAAAGUGGACAAGGAACAAAGACAUUUUGGUGCCAGAAACAGAUUAAAUACUAACAUUUCACCAUUAAAAUGUUUGUGAACGCAGAAAAGUGAGUGCAUUCUACAUAUCUAUAUCUAUAUCUAGAUCUAGAUCUAGAUCUAGAUCUAUAUAUAUAUAUAUAUAUGUAUAUGUAUAUAUAUAUCUAGUAGGGGCUUUUGUACAUACCGUAUACUGGACUUAUUAAAAGAACGAUGUCUUUCAAGGGAGUGUUUCUUUAAGAAAGUUUGCAGUUUAAACGUAAGUGUUUAGACUAGGACUUCUGCAUUUCAGAUGUUUUUCAGUGAGCUCUUGGUAAAAUAAAAAUGAUGGUAAAGAUGUUUUCCCUUAAUCAACAUGGCAAAUAUAAAAGAUGGUGCACAAAUGACAGUCACAGGAGGAAAGCUAUUUCUCCAAGUCCUCCAGGUCUAAGUCUUUGCAUCUAUUCAAAACCAAUGCAAUACAGGCCCUAAUUCACUGUACUGAAACGAAGUUUUACUACAUCUGGCAUUACAGAUGGCAAAGGAAAUGGUGCAUAUUGCCAGCAUGCUGUAAACAGCUCAACACUCAAGAAGGGAGACUGUAAAGUGCAGUAUAAACUCAGGAAUUUGUAACCUAGCCUUGCCUGUGAAAAAAAAAAAAAAAAAAGAAAAAGGAUGACAUUUCCCUUAAAAAAAAAAAAGAAGAAAAAUAUAACUGUGUUUUCAUGUGGUAAAGCGGUAUGUUAUUGUAUUUAAGGAAAAAAGAAAGAGAAAGAACCUGCAAAGAGCCCACCCAAUGAUUAGUAAUGGCAUUUUAAAUAAAACCCACUGGGACCAUUGGUUUAAAAACUGCUAAUGGGACAUGCAGCCAAUGAUGAGAUUACUGGUUUGAAUUUGGCCCUGGCAGGAGUGGUUAAAUGUUAUUGUGAUCAUUUUGUCCUUGGGAAACAUGGAUGUCAAGGGGAAGGCAUCAACCCAAGGUGUAGUUCAGGCACUCGCUCUUGGGUGGCUGUGAGUGAUGGGUACACACCAAAGUGUGCAGAGCAGAGGUCACCUCAGGGGACCUGGUACUGCUGUUUGUCCACUCAUGGACACUGCUGAGAGAGGCCCAGCACAAACCCAGUAGUGUUGCUUUUGGCACCAGACAAAGCAGGGGAUGUGUCAGGAGCUGGUUGAGAUGGUCCACAGCCACAGUACUGCCUGUGCAGCUCUCCUGCAGUGCUAGCAGAGGUAUUGAAGCUGCUGGAAUUUUAGUCCUGUCCUCGGCAGAAGCUUAAGAAUUGGUUACAAAGCCACCAAAAAAACCCCAGGGCUUCAGACAUGUCCUGCAAGAAAUAGAUUUCUGCCUUGAACUAACAAACAUGUCCUUCUGACUUGAUGGAGAUAAUUUAACUGCUGUAUUCUGAAUGUGGGCAUCCUGAAUUUGGGGCUGACAGCAUCUAGACAUUAAUCUUGUUCACAUACAUUGGGCACACCACAGCACUGCCAGCUCAGAGCUGGUUGCAGGUCUGUGCAUAGCCCACACCUGCACACAGGCAUUGGAGAAUUGUGUGUGUUACAUGGAUGUAAAUGUAAGUUUUAUGUAGCAGCUGCAUGUACAUUACACAAAUAAACAAUUUAAAAUACCUGUGUUGCAAAACCAGGCCAUGUGAGCUUCGACUCUGAGCAAGGUGGGCAGUCUGCCAUUAAUUCAGAUGGGGCCACUUUUGCCAGAGCUACUGGUGCAGAAAUUUCAGGAUCAGCUCCUAAAUAGUAAGAGCUGCAAUUCAUAGUUGAAUGUGAACUCCUGUCAUCAUUGGGAAGAUGAACAAUAGCAUGUAGUUAGAAUAAAAGUGGCUUGUCUAGUCACAAUUCAAGUGGUUUGCAACAAAUGUGGCAGGAAAUUGGCUGUAUGUUAAAGUCUGAAAUAUUUACAUUCACUCACAGCACUUAAAUGUUAAAGUGAAGGGAAGAGGUCCUUUUAUUAGCCUCAGCAAAAUUUCUAUGUCAACCAUAAAAUAUUCUCUUAAAAAUAAUUUUUCUUAAGGUAUCUUCCAAAUACUGUGUAUUUUUAUGUGGAAAGGAUAUGAAAGCAACUGUUACUUCAGAAUAUCAUUUAAAGUACUUGAGGUAUGAAAGCUUAAAGAUUAUUUAAUCAUUUUGGUAUAACUUGAGUGUUGUAAUUUUUGGUCAAGCAUGUUAGAUGAAUAAAGUCUUAAAAGAACAAAACAA
Vidua macroura (Pin-tailed whydah) is the source of this 3750-nucleotide messenger RNA. It is a transcript of the gene MPPED1, whose product is annotated as metallophosphoesterase domain containing 1. The transcript is spliced from 9 exons. The record is from RefSeq and is a predicted model, not a curated record. Lineage: Eukaryota; Metazoa; Chordata; Aves; Passeriformes; Viduidae. The coding region runs from base 426 to 1355 and encodes 309 amino acids. Gene Ontology annotation, molecular function: hydrolase activity.